Eutrema salsugineum is the source of this 234-nucleotide messenger RNA. RefSeq lists its product as uncharacterized. The record is from RefSeq and is a predicted model, not a curated record. NCBI's taxonomy places the organism in Eukaryota, Viridiplantae, Streptophyta, Magnoliopsida, Brassicales, Brassicaceae.
AUGGCACCAUCGGCUGUGAUGUUCAUGCUCUCCCAUUCUCUAAUUCAGCAGAUAACAACAAACACUACUCUGCAGAAGCAGCCACAACGGGAACCGCCGUCACCGCCGGCUGUUAAAUGCCUUCUUCUGGCAAAAAACUCAUCAGAAAUUUCUUAUCGUCCGAAGUUAUUAUUUGGCGAUCCUGCUACGUGCAACAAGAGAUUCCAAGACGCUAUUGAACUUGGUUGCUCGUGA